UUUCAGGAUUGUGACCCAGGUCUUUUGAAAGAGCUGGUUCUCAAGCUGAGAUUAAGUGUUUUUAGCCCUGGUGAUUAUGUGUGUAGAAAGGGAGACAUAGGGCGUGAUAUGUACAUCGUCAAGCGAGGCCUUCUUACAGUCGUCGCUGAUGAUGGUACGACUGUGAUCGCCAACCUUUCAGAGGGCAGCGUCUUUGGUGAGAUUAGUCUCCUCAGUAUACCUGGUUCUAAACUGGGUAACAGACGCGCAGCAAAUGUCCGUAGUGAAGGCUAUUGUGAUGUGUUUGUGUUAUCAAAAGAGGACUUGUGGGAAACGCUCAAAGAAUAUCCUGAAGCUAGAUCAAAGAUGGUGGCGAAUGGACGCAGUAUUUUAUUGAAAAGUAAACAAUUCGAUGAAGAAUUAGAACGGACUGAAAACCUCAGACAGCAACACGGUCAUGAUAAAAUGGCCGACCUUGGUGCCAAAAUGACACAUUUGCAAGUGAAGGUCACAAAAAUGAUGCAAGAUUUUAACAAGGCUCAAGGUAAAUUUAAAGAUAGGAUUAAUACUUUAGAAGAUAGACUUCGACAGUGUACAUGUGAUAAUAAUCCACUUGCAAAUAAAUGUACAACGCAUAAUGAUCAAAGUAAAGAUACGCUAGUAGCCCCAACAGCCAAACACGAAGAACUAAGUGAUGAAAGUUGUUAAUCUACUGACGAAAAUAUUGAUAUUGGUGGCCAAUUCUUUGUUAAAUAAACACCCUCGUGGGUCUUUACUUUACCU
Messenger RNA from Owenia fusiformis, 762 nucleotides. The record is from the annotation of a GenBank genome assembly. Lineage: Eukaryota; Metazoa; Annelida; Polychaeta; Sabellida; Oweniidae.